Messenger RNA from Pogonomyrmex barbatus (red harvester ant), 7646 nucleotides. Its product is annotated as putative Rho GTPase-activating protein CG5521. Gene Ontology annotation, biological process: regulation of small GTPase mediated signal transduction; positive regulation of GTPase activity. Gene Ontology annotation, molecular function: GTPase activator activity. The record is from RefSeq and is a predicted model, not a curated record. Gene Ontology annotation, cellular component: cytoplasm; nucleus. Lineage: Eukaryota; Metazoa; Arthropoda; Insecta; Hymenoptera; Formicidae.
CGAUUAUCGAAUAAUUAUCACAUUAAGAGCAGUCGCAAAUAAAAGAUCUAAAAAGAAUUAUGACGUGGAAUAAGUCGGGAUGAGAGAUAUCCGAAGAUAUUUUUCUGACAUUUCCCAGAAGACGUCUUGAAAAUUUUAAACGCCUCUUGGAUGACUUCAUAACUUCCUUCUCUGGGAAUUGGAUGACGGAUGAUGUCAUUGCCCCGAAGAGCCACUGAGCGGCGCGGCGCUGAUGCGUGGGACCAGUGAGGCGCUCAAGAUGGCCGUCACGUACAUCUGAUCGGAGGUGUGUAUGCGAAAUUUGACGCCGAUUUGACGUGACGAGGGUGGGCCGUGCACCUCGUGCCGCUGGCAUGGUGAUCGCGCGGAGAUAACCCGACCCCCGACAUCGAUGCGGACCGUCCUGGCCGUCGCCGUCGAUGGUUGUUCCUGUCCCCGCGGCCGCCGGCGGCUCGCACUGAAUCAUGUUCGGCAAGAAGCUCCAUGUAGACGUCAAGAAGUCGACGCUCAAGAUCCAGGACGUCAAGAAGGACAGCGCGACGCGAUUCAAGCAUCUCAAAAUUGUCCUAGAAAAUGUGGAUACUGAUGAGGCAAAAGGCUUUUUUGAAGGCAACUUCAGCCAUGUGUAUUUCAUCCUAUAUGAUUGUUUCGUAUCUGCUGAAGCCAAUCUUCGACAACGCGAGCUUUCCUUCCAUAUUGUGCAUAAGGCACACAGGGAAGAAUUGGAACAAGUAUUGCAACUUCUGGAGAAAGUUUUAACGCUUCUGCCUGAGCUGCUUAACAAACGAUGGCAGUGUCAUAGUUUAGCACGGAUUUUGCAAAAACUCUUGCAUCCUGGUAAUAGUUGGAAACUUCGUAGACAAGCUAUAAGGUAUUUUAUUUUAUGGUAUCAAGCUCUUGGCGAAAAUGCUCCCGAGCAUAUACAUCAGAUGUUCGCCAGUUUAGUGCCAGGAUUUCCACCGCAUCAAGCAUCGCCUUAUAAAUGUGAUCGUAAAACAGAUGGCAAGAAAGAAAAACUCGCGAAAGCAGCUAAUUCUGCUGAAGAGAAGGAUAAGAAAGAAUUUUAUGAUACGCAACUUGGCCAAAGUACUUUUCAUGAUAAUGGAUCGAAUCAAUGUCCUAUCAGUCAAGUUGACGGCGGGCCUAUUUUACCACCGCAAAGUGGAGAAAAGCCAUUGGACAAUGAAACUGUUAGGUUUUUGGAAGCAUUGCUUGAAUUUAUGGUUACUCAGGUGGUAAAAGUAGAAUGGCGGGAUAAAUCUACACGGCAGCAUAAAACUUUUCAAUUUUUAUUAGAACGUUUUAAAGUAACGUAUCUUCGUCAUAUUUGUCCGGAGUUUAAUGAUAACUUUUCGCUUUACAAACCUAAUCUGGAAUUACCUACAAUGCGUAAACCAAUGAAUCAAAAUCAGAAUAACUAUGUACUCUGUAAAGUUGCUCUAAUCAAAUGGAUCGCAAGCUUCACGCAUGUCGCUAGAAAAGAUGGACUUUUCGCACAUCUUUCACAAAGUACAACACCAAAUGAGGAAAAUGCUGAAUCGGAAUUACGCCGUGUGUCGGUGUAUACUCAAAAUUCUGCGGAUUCGAAUUUAUUGUCACCCGAAUCAGUUAUAUCCCAGCAAGAUAGUCAAAAUCAGGAAGAUAGCGCCGUUUCGGCCAUGUUAGUCAGAGAAGUUUUAUAUGGAAAUAGAGAUAAUGUAAACUUUGUACACGAAUUGUACAGGCAGGCAUUUCUUUUGGAUUUCAAUCAUGCGGGAGCUAUAAGAAAAGCUAUUGCUGUUUAUAAAGAUUGGAUUCAAAUGAAUGAAAUUCCUCCGUUUAUGUUGGAACCGCUAGAUGGUCAUAAAGAUCGGGAUAUGGAAGAAAGUUUAAGAAAAGAAGAAAUGGAGAAAAGUCCGUCGGAUAAUUAUCGUCAAACGAGAUUAAGGAACGAUUCUUAUCUAGGCGCUAUACACCGGGAAAAUUUGUUUAUUAGAGCAGGCUUACAAAAUGUUCUGCAAGUUUUUAUCACGCAAGCAUCAAACGUAUUUUUCUUAGAGAAUUCGGGGCCGAAUGCAUCUUUGACAUUACUUGAAGAACAGACAGACAGUUGUAAGAGAGUCCUGAAUGUGUAUCGAUACGUUGUUAUGCACUCCAGACUGGAACCAGCAACUUGGGAACAGUUACUUAGAGUGUUAUUGCAAAUCACGUCGCUCGUUUUGAGUGAGAAAUCUUCUCGCCACAAGCAUCAGGAAAGUAUCGGUGGAAAACUUGCACCUGCCAUAUUUCAAACAUUAAUUGUUACAUGGAUUAAGGCUAACUUAAAUGUGGUUAUUUCUACCCAAUUAUGGGACCAGUUUCUAGAGGUGUUAACAUCAUUAACACAAUGGGAAGAAUUAAUUCGAGAGUGGGCGAAAACUCUGGACACGCUGACGAGAGUAUUAGCAAGACACGUAUACAACUUGGAUUUGAAUGAUUUACCUUUGGACAGACUCAGCGAACAAAAGACAAAGAAGCGGCGUGGGGUUGGAAGUCGUGCGGCGUCGACGGGGAGUGUACAACCACCUCGGAAAGGUAGUAUUGAUCAAGAAAACAAUACCGCACCGAAAGAAAGUGUCGUGGAUCAUCCCCUGCGCGAUAUGAGGAAGGUACGACCAUUACCGCGCAGUGCGAGUGAUAAUACUAUUUACGGUGGCAAAGCUCGUGCAAAGCUGCAGAGACAGCGAACACAUACGAUGCAUAGCGGUAUACCCGUACUCCCCACACCCAGCAGUGGCAUUGAUAGCAACAAAGAUAGCCCUAUACAAAUAGAGAAUAUUGAUGGUAGUAGUAUGGUCGAUACAAAUGACGCAUCUGAGAGAAGAUCAGUCAUGGCAGGUGGAGGGGUCCGUGGAUGGUUGCCAGAUGUGGCUGUCGUUUUAUGGCGACGUAUGCUAUCUGCAUUAGGAGACGUUAAUAAUAUUCAAGAUCCUGUUUUACAUGGCCAAGUCAUGGAUUAUCUCGUACAACUCACACAAACGUUGAUUAAGAUACGCUUAAACCAAGGAGUAUCCGGGGAUAAUCAAGCGACACCUCCAGCACCAGAGCUAAUUCCACCUUUAACAGUCAUCGCACCUUGGUGUUUCAAGGCGAUCCAGCUUCCCGAUCAAUACGAAAUUGGCAAAUUAGCUGCGUAUCGCCUAAUAUGUCUGUUAACAGUGCAACCAUUGGACAUCAGUCUACCGAAACAGCAUCUUACGCUCUUCUAUCGCGCCGUUCACAAUGGAAUUGCUAGUAAUGAUACUAAAGUAUUGCACGUGCUUGUGAAAUAUACAGGACCUAGAUUAUUUAGUCUAAAUCUACCUGGAGCGAGUCUUCUAAUUUUGGAUUACAUACACGCUGUUAAUGUGAUACUUAACAGUCAAGAUGUCGAGGCACCAAGAACAGAAGCUGUUUCGGUUAUCGGUUCAUUGUUAUCCUUACCUGUUGCAAUGACCAAGUUACCCAUGUUACAACCGAAUGGACCUGAUAUUAUUACUAUGACGUGUCCAGAAGCAAAAGAACAUAUCGUAACAAUACUUUUGCGAAGCUGUCGACGAGAACCCACAGGUAUUGCAAGAUGCUUGGCCUUAUCAAGUAUCGCAAUGUUCGUAUAUAAAGAACUAUCCUACAAAACGCAACAUCCAAGAGUUCCGGAAGCUGUCACAGUUCUUCUCUUUGCACUUAGAGCUUCUCACGCCACAGUUGCGCAGGUUGCCUGUGAUUCUCUGUUACUUCUCUGCGAUAAGGCUGACGUGUUGCUAGAGUUGUAUCCUAACGUGCCAUCUAAAAUAAUACAGAUCUUAUCGGAUACACUUGGGCGAAUGACAACGCGUGAAAGGCGCGGAUCUUUAACAGUAUCAAUGCUAUUUUGUUUGGGCGAAUGGGCCAUGCACUUAGGACCAACAGUAUUAUUGCAAGUGUUCCAAGGGAAACCUCUCUUGAUGACCUUAUUUACAGUGUUAAAUAACAUAGUGCAAAAUAAAGUUGGAAAGGAAUUUUCGAAAACCGCUAGAAACAAUCAAGAGGACGAUGACGAUUUUGAUCCUAAUAUUACGUUAGAUAAUUUAACUGACGAGUCCUCUACAAAAUCACCUCAUAAAGGAAAUAUUCAAUCUGUACAAUUGGCAGCAAAAAUGGUAUUGAUGCAUUUAAUUAAUCAUUUGGGACAUUUUCCAAUGGGUAUCGGAGCCGCACGUCUCUCAUCGCUGGUCGUUGAGCUCGACGACGUUCCUGGAAUCGAUGGAGACGAAUUAUCUUCCGCCGUUUUUCAAGCACCUAACAUACAACUCUUGAUGCUCUCCAAUUCGAUCAUAAUGUCAUUGGUGGAGUUAGCGGCAUUGGACGCACCCGGUGGAGGAGUCACAGCUGGUUUGACUACAGCUCCUUCUCUGGUCAGAGUUUUGUUGCGCGAUCUCGCUGGAAAAGCCUCUUGGGACAGUUCAAUUUUAUACAGUCAACCUUUCAUUGAUGACGAUUUGCCAUUGCCUUUCGCAAAGCCUGUUGACUGGAACACAAAACUACACACGGACGAUUUAAGUAGCGUCAUUACACCUCACAAUUGUACACCCAGGCACACAAUACGACAUCGCGAACCCCACAUAUUACCGACUUUCGCGAACGCCGCAAGCGACAUGGACAAUUUGGACGAUCUUCUUCAGUACAUAGGACAUACCAGUCCGGAAGUUUUGACUAAUCCAGAAAUCGCUCUCAAUGCACCCGCUAAUCCACCUCAGGGACAUUAUCUCGAAAGUGAGACUAUUGCAACAAUUUUGAAUCAGAGAAACGCAGAGCAAGAACAUAUGAACAAUUGGAAUCAACACAUCAGUAUGAGUGCAACGGCAGUCAGUCCACCAUCGUGUCGUCCGCCUCCGGCGCCAUUUCAUCACUGCCGACUUCUGUUUUCACAUCUCGGUUUGUCUGGCUGGGAACUGCGUAAGAAAUUACAUUUGCUGGCGAAAAACGAAAAGCUCUUACGCGAACUCCGUAAUCUUGAUGGCCAACGAUCUCGAGAGACGCACAAAAUAGCGGUGAUUUAUGUUAGCCAAGGACAGGAAGACAAAAACUCCAUACUAAGCAACGUCACUGCCAGUAAGGAGUAUGAGAGUUUCAUCGCGAGAUUAGCUUGGGAAGUCGAGUUGGAAUCGCACACUGGUUUCCUUGGUGGUUUGGUGCCUGGAAAGGCGUCCGGUGUCACCGCUCCGUACUAUGCCACGUCUUUCACCGAAGUUCUCUUCCACGUUGCUACAAGGAUGCCGUCGGAUAGUCCUGAAAGUUUACUACAAAAGACGAGACAUCUUGGCAAUGAUGAAAUUCACAUAGUUUGGUCGGAGCAUUGGCGAGAUUAUCGCAGAGACAUUAUACCCACAGAAUUCUGCGACGUUCUCAUUGUCAUUUAUCCGCUGAAAAACAAAUUGUAUCGAAUACAGAUCUCGCGUAAAUCGGAAAUUCCAUUUUUUGGUCCUUUAUUUGACGAGUGUAUCGUGGAGGAUAAGGUAUUGCCGGGUCUAGUGAGAACGACUGCAUUAGCUGCGAGUAGAGCAAAGAGAUCUACACUUACGUUGUACCAACAUUAUUACGAGGAAAGAGCGCGAUCCAUUGACACUGUUAUGAGAAAUCACAAGGAAGCUACAACAUUCGAGGAAUUUACAGCCAAUGUUUAUUCUCCAGUGCAACCGCCAAGCCCGUUUAGCGCAGCUUCAUCUGUCUCUGGAUCUACAACAAGCGUGCAAUCCACAGCAUCGUCAAACCUCGCGGCAGCGCUUAUAGAUUCGCAUCAGGGACGUUCCGGUUUACGUAGCAGUUCGACAGCAAGCAGUGACAACCGUGCGAAUAGAGUCUUGCAAAAUAUAUUCAGAGUUUCUGACGGAAGCAGAGUAUGGUUUAGCAGUGAUACCCCCGAGAGUACUGCGCUUCAUGGGAUUUCACCGAGACCUGUAAAAAAGAUGUCCUUUAAAACUGGACCAAAGCAGAAGGCUAACACACAACCGACGCCGCCAGACAGUCCGAGAUACAAAUGAAAGAUUUCUUCUUUAUUUAGGAAAAUGCUCUGCACAAUUGAUUGCUCUGCUCACCGAGCGUUGUACUUUAAAGGAAUUGUUCGGGUAAAAAUUAGAGUAACGAAUAAUUAUACGAUAGUGUAUUCCACUGUUAGUAUUUCGCGCGUAGCGUGAAUUACAGGAUAAGCAACAAUGCCUGACAACUUGAUGCUUUUGCCGAUCGAUACACGUUAUUCACAGUGGAGAUUGACUAUCUGAUUAGCGUUUUUCUGUUUUCCGUCCUAAUUUUUAUAUCGACUGUACAGAUCGUUGUUUAUUUGUUGCAACGUGAAUAUUAAUUUAUUGGAAAAAAAAGUAUAUGAUAAAUUUAUUAAAUUAUAGGUAUACUUACUAGGUAUACUUCUCAUAGACUUAUUAAUGUCGAGAGACAGUUAUUUACAUUGUACAGCACUUUCUUAAGAUUAAUUUAUCCUAGUACUUCGAGAUAACUGGAAUAAUAAUUCUAGACUAUAGAAUUUCUAUCUUACAUCAUAUAUUAAAAAGUAGCAUAGAAAUACUAACAUUGUUUGAAUGCUCUGCGGCUACUGCUAUAUGGCCUUGUAAUUAUCUUACUUAUCACACAGUAUACACAGAAUAUUAUUUACAACUAUUUUAUUAUUAAUUGGCCAGAUAAACGCGGAAGAAUUUACGAUUAAAUGUCAUUCGCGAUAAUAUUUUUUAGCAUGAAUAACAAGUUCAUAUUCCAGAACUGAUGUGAGUUUGAUAAUUGCAUUAGCCUGAUUUGAAGCAAAACGAUGAUUAUUAUUUAAACGAAGUGAUAUACAUAGCCAUUUUCAAAGAAAAAAAAAUCACUUAUGUUACACAUUCCAUACGCAUAUAUUACUCUGUUCUUAAUUUAUACUACACUUAUAAUUCAUGUACAUGCAUAAAGAUGAAUUACCGAGCCAUUCCAUUCAAACAUUAUAUUCAUAAUUCGAUGAACGUAUCUACAUAUUUUUUAUACGCUUUAUAACGUAUCUCUCCCUGUGAAAUUUCUUUUAUUUUAUUCGAUGUAAUAUGAAGAAAUCGCAAAUGCAAUCGCCAAAGUGUUUUAUUUCAAUACUAAAACCGAAGAUACAUAUUGUUUUAUCAUAUUAAGUAAAUUUUGUAUGCCGAUGCAAAAUCAGGCCACAAAUUUAGCAAGAACCGAGACAGUAAUAAAAAGUAAAUUUGAAAGUAUUUAUUCUAUUUAUUGAAUAAAUAAUGGCUACUUGCUUUAUACGAUUCAUCUUCAUACAGUGAUAAUCAAAGUAUUAAUGUUAUCUAUUACUAUUAAUGAAUGGCAGACUAAUAAAGGAUUAUAUUAUGGUAACGAUGUGCGAGAAAGAAACAAAGAGAUGAGAUUUUUCUAUAGGUAUACACUUUGCGAUGAUAAACUCUGUGUAUAAUUAGAAUUUUUUGACUAUUUUGAAGACUACCAUGAAACACACAUUCAAAAGUGUAGGUAUUAGCAACGAAGAGAUAUAGGUAAUAAUUACUGAUGCGCAAAUCAUGGCCAAAGCAGCAUUAUUUUUCCACUAAUUUAUAAUAAGAUAGAACCAGGGAAGCUCUGUAUAUGCAUUGUAUAUAAAUUGUUAAGCAUAUAAAAAAUAGUUCCGAAGUUAUUUAAAA